Molecule: messenger RNA, 2663 nt
Organism: Ornithorhynchus anatinus (platypus)
Lineage: Eukaryota; Metazoa; Chordata; Mammalia; Monotremata; Ornithorhynchidae
Gene: BRMS1L
Product: BRMS1 like transcriptional repressor
Exons: 10
Coding region: 39-1031 (330 amino acids)
Biological process (GO): negative regulation of transcription by RNA polymerase II
Cellular component (GO): Sin3-type complex
Molecular function (GO): histone deacetylase binding
Source: RefSeq, a predicted model, not a curated record
GGGCAGGGGGCCGCUGCCGCCGCCGCCGCCGCCCCAAGAUGCCGGUCCAUUCCCGCGGGGACAAGAAAGAGACCAACCACCACGAUGAGAUGGAAGUGGACUACGCGGAGAACGAGGGGAGCAGCUCGGACGAGGAGGACACGGAGAGCUCUUCGGUCUCCGAAGAUGGGGACAGCUCGGAAAUGGAUGACGAAGACUGCGAGAGAAGGAGAAUGGAAUGCUUAGACGAGAUGUCUAAUCUUGAAAAACAGUUUACAGAUCUCAAAGAUCAACUUUACAAAGAACGCUUAAGUCAAGUGGAUGCAAAGCUACAGGAGGUCAUAGCUGGGAAAGCGCCAGAAUAUUUGGAACCACUGGCAACCUUACAAGAAAACAUGCAAAUCCGAACAAAGGUAGCAGGAAUCUAUAGAGAGCUCUGUUUAGAAUCUGUAAAGAACAAAUAUGAAUGUGAAAUUCAAGCUUCUCGCCAGCACUGUGAGAGUGAAAAGCUCUUGUUAUAUGAUACUGUACAGAGUGAGCUAGAGGAGAAGAUCAGACGACUUGAAGAGGAUCGACACAGCAUUGACAUUACCUCAGAGCUAUGGAAUGAUGAGCUUCAGUCAAGGAAAAAAAGGAAGGAUCCAUUUAGUCCAGAUAAAAAGAAGCCAGUUGUUGUAUCAGGCCCAUAUAUAGUUUAUAUGUUACAAGAUCUCGAUAUACUUGAAGACUGGACCACAAUCAGGAAGGCAAUGGCAACACUGGGUCCACACAGAGUCAAAACAGAACUUUUUCAACUGAUCCCUUUAGCCCCCGUGAAAUUGGAAAAGCAUUUGCACAGUGCUAGGUCGGAAGAAGGAAGAUUGUAUUACGAUGGUGAAUGGUACUUACGUGGCCAAACAAUCUGCAUUGAUAAGAAAGAUGAAUGCCCUACAAGUGCCAUAAUUACAACAAUUAACCACGAUGAAGUUUGGUUUAAGAGACCUGAUGGAAGCAAGUCUAAACUUUACAUUUCCCAGCUGCAAAAAGGAAAAUAUUCAAUAAAACAUUCAUAAUCAAAUGUAAACUCAUUCUACCUGGUCUAGUAUUACCAUGUGUAAGGUGCCAUGGGAUUAAAACUGUAUUUAACUUUUUUGUUCUCAUUGCAUUUUGAGAAUGUUAUACCGUAGUUAGUACUGUGUGUAGAUUUCCAAAUGAUGUCUUUUUCUAUUCUAUUUGCAUCAUGAGAAUAAGUGUAUUGUAGAUAGUACUGUAUGUAGACUUCAUAUUGAUGUCUUUUUCUGAAAAUGGUGAUAGAAACUUAAAUCAUGUUGACCAAGACAUUUUACCUCGAAGUUGAGUCAGUGCCUAGUACAUGAAGAAUGACCUUCCAAAAAAUAGCAGAGGUUUUCUAACAAAUCCAUUUUAUUUGGUUAAUUAUGCAAAGUGGCUUAUCUUCACUGAACAGUGUGUAGUUGUGCAACUGCUGCUUUUAUCCACAACUCACUUGUUUUAAUGUCCCACUAACUCAUGUAUUUGUAAAUAAGCCUGAUGAAAUAUGUUGCUUUUAGUUGGUUUGUAACGGUAUAUGUGUUCUUAAAUUGGAAUUGGAAAUGUCUUGUUUUUUUUAAAAAAGCUCUCUCUCUAUAUAUAUAUAUAUUUAUGUGUAUUUCGGGGGCCCCGACAGCUACAUGACUGCAUACUAUGUGAAAUGAAAUUAAGCUUUUGAUUUUAAAACACAGAAUUCCUAGAGGGAGCACUUUCCUAGAUGAACAGUGCUCCUUCUGCUUGGGUGGUGGAUGGUGACUUCAGUUUUUCCCCAACUACACCACGUAUCAAUUAAGAAAAAUUAGUGUCAUGUAAUAAUCACAUUGCUUCUCCUUGUAUUGUUUGUGGCCGACAGGGGGCAUGAAUGCUUGGUAUUUAUGCUGCAAGCGUGUAACUGGUGAACAAUAACCAACAGUAUUGUGGUGCAUGCUGUAUUUGCCCAAAUUAUAGCCUUUCAAAACAGAUUCUCAGCAGACACUUUCCAGAGGCGAAGAGAGAUCUAUAUGCUAAUUUGGCACGCAGGACAAAACCAAAAGACAUAACUUCCGUGCUGAAAUCCAAUCCUUGCCUAUUCACCGUUCUUUUCCUUCAGUGUCUGUCUUCAUUACGGCUGUUUCAUGCAAUUUCGAUAGUGUUGGCUUCCCUUCCCGGUUUCCUAUUCAAAUACUUUCAAAGCCUCAGGAAGAGUGAACGGAGUCGGAACCCUUAAUAUGCUGACACACAUUUGCUGUCUGCAGUAUAGGAGGGGGAAGGCAAGCAUUAGUAUUCCUGGUGGUUCUGUGCACUUUACUAUCUGUUACUAUUGAUACUUGAGGGGACUGGGACGAAACCGGACUGUUGACAUUGACGGCAAGAUCGGGAUCAGCGUGGUUCCUUGCAACGCUUCUUUACCUCUGAGAAUGUCUUUCUGUGCAGAUUGCUACUUGACAGACGGUUGCCAAAUGUUAAAAUAUUUGACCUCUGCAGUUCAUCGUCAGCAAUGCUUUUGUCAGUCCGUAUGUCUCAUUAACACUAGCCAAAUGUACAAAAUGUAACGAUCCGUUGGUCAGUCUUUGACAGUUAAUUAUGUACACAACUGUUUGAUAAACAUUUUUGUAAUAAGGUUCAAGUAUUUGUAUUUUUUAACUUAGGAUAUAAUAAAAAUGGUCUGUGGUAGAGUA